This is a messenger RNA of Pleurotus ostreatus (oyster mushroom), 1683 nucleotides long. RefSeq lists its product as uncharacterized. The coding region runs from base 1 to 1683 and encodes 560 amino acids. The record is from RefSeq and is a predicted model, not a curated record. Lineage: Eukaryota; Fungi; Basidiomycota; Agaricomycetes; Agaricales; Pleurotaceae. The transcript has 4 exons.
AUGCCAGUGGUCCCCACCGUCGAAGAAAUUGAAGAAUAUCUCGAAUCGUUGGAAGAACUCUUGUUCUCAUCUCUUUCCAUCCCAGAGGUUCCCAGCGUGCGCGAAGCCGUCAAUCGGCUAUGGCUUGAUAUAUCACGAUACGGCCCAAGCAUUCCCUCGCUUCAGGAAGGGCUACCGACUCUGGGUGUGUUCCAGGUUCCUCCGCCUCCACCGCCUCCACCGCCUCCGCCGUUGCCCGAAUCGUUGUUCUCGCACCCUCUUGCAUGGGCCGCGCAAAACCCUUGGAAAGCAUCGGGAUUAGCUGUGGGAAUCGUCGGCACUGGCUUGUUUGUAGGCUAUAGCAGUUCUCUCCGAAGAGCUAGUUUGUCUCGAAAGAAGUUGAAGGCUUCGUCGAAUGAACGGCGCCAGGUCGUUGUGGUCCUUGGAGGUGACCUACCCCUUGGGUUGCCGCUGAUCAGGGAAUUGGAGAACAAAGGGUACAUCGUGAUUACCAGUGUUACUACGCCGCACGCUGUCACUGAAAUUGAAUCGCAAUGCAAUGGAUAUGUACGGGCACUGAUUCUCGAUCCAUACGAACCUGCCACCAUUCCUGUAUUUCUCCGUUCCCUGACAUCCACUCUUGCGCGCCGAUUCCCCUUGACAGCAUCAGGCGAUCUCUACGCGUCGGCGCGGUCCCAUCCUUACAUACACUCCGUCAUCUCGCUCCUUACCCUUAUGGAGCCAGUCUUCUCUGCUCCGCUGGAACAGAUAGCGCUACACAUAGACUACCUACCGUACCUCACUGCUACACACAUUACGCCGCUGCAAGUUUUCCAAUGUCUCUUGCCCCUCCUGCGCACUGGUGCCGCCGCUGCUCAAGACAAGGGGAAGAAGACCAUGAUCGUUUGCCUCCCUGUUACGGCUGCACGCGUUGGCCUACCCUUUGCUUCCAUGCAGGCCAUGGCUUCAGCAGCCACGCUACGGGGGAUCGAAGUCCUUCGUCGCGAAAUCGACGUGGCAGCGCUCACCGACAAGACUGAGUCCAUGAAGAAUAUCAAGGUGGUAGCUGUCGAUGUCGGCGCGUUCGAUCUCGAAACGUCCGUAGGACCCCUCCCACCCCACGAUGUCUACAGAGCCAUGGAAGGAUGGAGCGCUUCCGAGAAGAUGGUUUAUGGGCCUGCAUAUGCAUCGCUGCUGCACCAAAUACCUCGUCAACCUCGCCGUAGUAAUUGGCUGCCGGACUUCUGGAGUCGAGACCACCUCCCGUUGACAAGAAGCGGCGCUGGCGUGCAUACCUUCGUCGAGGCUUUAGCCAGUAUCGUGAGCGAUGGCCGCAUUGGCUUGUAUCUGUUUGGUUUGGGCCCUGUCCUUCGGAGACUACACAGCCGUAUGGUUGGCAAACGAAUUGUCGUUGGAGCUGGUGCUAUGACAUACAAACUGGCUUCUUACCUCCCGACAACCCUCCUGGACACGCUUUUGAUCAUCCCGCAUUUCUUGAUCUCUGUUCGGAACUCCCUGUUACCUAUGGAGCCCUUCGUUCAGCCCCCGGAGACACCCGCGAAUCCGCCACCUGGUCGUUUGCUUUCAGACAGUGAGCACGAAGACAUUUCCGAAGACAGUUCCGAUGCCGACGCGGAGUGUUCGCCAGAAAGUACAUCUGAGAGCUGGGUAAGCUUGAAGGACGAAACGGCCGACCAGAAAUGA